CACCUUCCGUAUCCGUAGCCGACAAUCAAAUUUACGUUCGUCGUCUAUGCUGGGUAGGACGCUGGGUCACUCUUACACAGCUAUUGCUGAGAAACAGAAACCUGGGAGAAUCGAUGGAGCAGAACCAGAGGUCUUCCAGGGCUUUACAGCUCCACCCCGCUAGAGCCCCCAUUCUCGACCUCUUCAACCUCUAUUUAGGAACAACUAGCCGCCAAAAGCCCGACGACUCUAUCCGAGAACCUCCGAACAAAACACAGAAGCGUGUAACUGCUCUUAACAGAGAGCUCCCUCCUCAGAAUGAACAAUUCCUUUUAGAUUUCGAGCAGCUUCAGAGCCAGUUUCCUGACCAGGAGCAACUGCGAGCUGUGACUGAAUCUGUUCUUAUUUCACUGGUCAUUCAGUUUAGCGGCCAUGCACCCCAAGCGGAGUUUCUUCUCUUUGCUUUGCGUAAGUUGCAUAGUAUAGGUUAUGUGCAUUGGGAUACUUUCUUGCCCUCCCUCCUUUCUUCAGUUUCAUCUGCAGAGGUGUCUAUUGGUCAAGGGAUUCAGUCUGUGGCUGCUAUCUCAUCUAUAAGUUUAUCACCGGCUGGGAUAUUGCCAUCUUCAACCCCAAUACCUCCCAAUUCCUCCAGUUUUCCGUCUCCAAAUACCACAUCUCCUUUGCCAUCAGUUCAUGUUAUUGGAUCCCCUGCUCAGACAGUAAAUGAACCAUCAUCUUCUAUAACUUUGUCACCAAUGAAAUCAUCUGACGUCACCUGCUCAGGACAACUGCCAACGAACAGGGUUAAUUUGCCAAUAAGAGAUAAUGCUAUAAGCAGUCUACGGCAUUUGUGCUGCAAGAUUAUUUUAACUGGUCUUCAAUCCGAUUUAAAGCCAGUAACGCAUGCUGACAUUUUUCACCAUAUGAUGAAUUGGCUGGUUAAUUGGGACCAGAGACAACAUGGGAUUGAUGAAUGUGAUGGUUCAAAAUGCUGGAAACCUGAUAAAGCUCUCAUAGAAUGGUUACACAUUUGUUUAGAUGUGAUCUGGCUGUUGGUUGAGGAUGACAAAUGCCGUGUUCCUUUCUAUGAACUAUUACGAAGUGGCUUGCAGUUUAUAGAAAACAUUCCAGAUGAUGAAGCCUUGUUUACACUUAUAUUGGACAUCCAUAGGAGGCGGGAUAUGAUGGCUAUGCAUAUGCAGAUGUUAGAUCAACACCUUCACUGCCCAACAUUUGGAACUCAACGGUUUCUUCCUCAGGCUACCACUAAUAUGUCAAGUGAAGCAGUGAAUAACAUGAGGUAUCCACCUAUCACAUACCCAAGUGUACUUGGAGAACCAUUGCAUGGGGAGGAUCUUGCAGCUUCGAUUCAGAAGGGAAGUUUGGACUGGGAGAGAGCUCUGCGUUGUAUAAAGCAUGCUCUUCGUAGUACUCCUUCAUCUGACUGGUGGAAGCGUGUGCUUCUUGUAGCUCCUUGUUACAGGCAUGCUCAAGGGCCUACUCCUGGUGCUGCGUUUACUUCUGAAAUGAUUUGUGAGGCAACGAUUGAUAGAAUCAUUGAACUAUUGAAGUUAACAAAUUCAGAAGUAAAUUGCUGGCAGGACUGGCUUGUCUUUUCAGACAUAUUCUUUUUUCUCAUGAAGAAUGGCUGCAUUGAUUUUGUUGAGUUUGUAGACAAGCUACUUUUACGCUUUGCAGAGGGUGAUCAAAAUAUUUUGCGUACUAAUCAUGUAACGUGGUUGUUUGCACAAAUUAUUCGGGUCGAGCUGGUGAUGAAUGCUUUAAAUUCAGACUCAAGAAAGGCGGAAACGACCAGAAAGAUUCUUUCAUUCCAUAAAGAAGAUAGAAGCUUUGAUCCUAACAAUCCCCAAAGUAUCCUGCUUGAUUUUAUAAGUAGCUGUCAGAACUUACGCAUUUGGUCCUUGAACACAUCAACUAGAGAAUAUUUGAACACUGAGCAGCUUCAGAAAGGAAAGCAAAUAGAUGAAUGGUGGAGGCAAGUAAGCAAAGGGGAACGCAUGAUGGAUUACAUGAACCUGGAUGACAGAUCUGUUGGCAUGUUCUGGGUUGUGUCUUAUACCAUGGCACAACCAGCUUGUGAGACAGUAAUGAAUUGGUUGACCUCUGCUGGAGUUACAGAGCUUUUGCAUGGAUCAAACUUACAGUCCAAUGAGAGACUGAUGGUUAUGCGGGAAGUUAGCCCAUUGCCAAUUUCAUUACUGUCAGGGUUUUCGCUCAACUUGUGUUUGAAACUUGCUUAUCAGAUGGAAGAUUCUAUGUUUUCUGGACAGGUUGUGCCUAACAUUGCAAUGGUUGAGACAUAUGUUAGAUUGCUGCUACUUGCACCUCAUUCAUUGUUCCGUUCUCAUUUAAGUCAUCUGUCACAGAGGAAUCCAGCCAUUCUAAGCAAACCUGGGGCUUCCCUUCUGGUGCUUGAAAUACUGAACUACCGCUUGCUUUCACUCUACAGGUACCAAGGAAAAAGCAAGAACUUGAUGUAUGACAUUACGAAAAUAAUUUCCACCCUAAAAGGAAAACGUGGAGAUCAUCGCAUUUUCCGAUUGGCCGAAAACUUGUGCAUGAAUCUUAUUUUAUCAUUGAGAGAGUUUUUUGUUGUGAAGAAAGAAGGAAAGGGUCCAACUGAAUUCACUGAAACUUUGAAUCACGUAACUGUAACAACUCUUGCUGUAAUCAUUAAGACACGUGGCAUUCCUGAGGCUGAGCAAAUGCUUUAUCUUCCAAGCAUGUUGGAGCAGAUAUUGGCAACAAGUCAGCAUACUUGGUCAGAAAAGACUCUCCGCUACUUCCCUCCUAUUGUACGUGAUAUCUUAAAUGGGCGGAUAGAUAAAAGAGAAUUGACAAUUCAAGCAUGGCAGCAGGCAGAGCACACAGUUAUUAACCAGUGCACUCAGCUCCUUACUCCAUCAGCUGAUCCUUCGUAUGUUGUGACCUACCUUGGUCAUAGUUUUCCUCAACAUCGACAAUAUCUUUGUGCUGGUGCAUGGAUACUGAUGCGUGGGCACCCUGAGAACAUUAACAAUUCAAACCUUGCACGUGUCUUAAGAGAAAUUUCCCCUGAAGAAGUAACAGCUAAUAUAUAUACAAUGGUGGAUGUCCUCCUCCAUCAAAUUCAUUUGGAGUUGCAGCGUGGACAUACCUUACUGGUGUUGCAUUUAUACUCCAUUUUCUUUCUCUCUGUUUUGGAGCUUAUACUGAAAGCUUCAACAAAUCUUGCAUAUUUUAUUUGGACCUGUGAGCUGCUUCCUUUGGAUAUUUUACUUCUAGCACUCAUCGAUCGUGAUGAUGAUCCCCAUGCUUUGCAUAUUGUUAUUAAUCUACUUGAAAGGCAAGAGCUUCAACAGAGAGUAAAAUUUUACCUCAUGAAUCGUGGCUUUCCUGAGCACUGGCUUUUCUCUGGAACAUUCAAGCGUACUGAACUUCAAAAGGCUCUUGGAAAUCAUCUCUCUUGGAAGGAAAGGUACCCCACAUUCUUUGAUGAUAUUGCAGCACGUUUGCUUCCUGUCAUCCCCUUAAUCAUAUAUAGACUUAUUGAAAAUGAUGCCAUAGAGUUUGCUGACAGAGUUCUGCAAUUAUAUUCCACAUUUCUUCACUACUACCCCCUAAAUUUUACUUUCGUUCGUGAUAUACUCGCAUAUUUCUAUGGUCAUCUUCCAGGGAAGCUUAUUUUACGAAUACUGAAAGUACUGGAUCUUAAAAAGAUCCCAUUUUCUGAGUCAUUUCCUCAGCAUAUUAACUCAUCAAAUCCUGCUAUUUGUCCACCACUGGACUACUUUGCUACGCUUUUGUUAGGUCUUGUGAACAAUGUUAUUCCACCUUUAAAUAAUAGCUCAAAACUGGGAUCGAUGGGUGAUGCGUCAAUCAGUUCACUCCGUGCUCCACACAGCAAAACUUCAGCUACUUCACAGCCUGGACCAACAAACACUUCUGAAGGCCAGAAAGCGUUCUAUCAAAUCCAAGAUCCAGGCACAUAUGCUCAACUGAUGCUUGAGACAGCAGUAAUAGAAAUACUCUCCCUUCCUGUAUCUGCAGCACAAAUAGUAUCAUCACUAGUCCAAAUUAUAGUGCAUAUACAACCAACUCUAAUCCAAUCAAGUAAUGGUCUACAUGGUGCUCCUAAUGGUGUUGGGCAAGGUCCUGUUUUACCAACUUCUCCUUCAGGUGGAAGCACUGACUCUAUGAGUGCUGGCAGAUCAGUCGCUACUGUCUCAGGAAUAAACACCUCUAAUUUUGUUUCCCGAAGUGGCUAUACAUGCCAGCAAUUGUCUUGUUUGCUCAUUCAAGCUUGUGGUCUCCUGUUGGCUCAGCUUCCUACUGAAUUUCACAUCCAACUCUAUAUAGAGGCAUCACGUCUUAUAAAAGAGAGUUGGUGGCUUACUGAUAUGAAAAGGUCCCUUGGAGAACUAGACUCUGCUGUUGGCUAUGCUUUGCUAGAUCCAACAUGGGCUGCCCAAGAUAAUACCUCAACAGCCAUUGGGAACAUUGUGGCCUUGCUUCACUCUUUCUUCAGUAAUCUUCCACAAGAAUGGUUAGAGGGCACUCAUCUCAUCAUUAAGCAUCUCAAGCCAGUUACAUCGGUUGCUGUGCUGAGAAUAGCUUUCCGUAUCAUGGGUCCAUUACUUCCAAGAUUGGCCAAUGCACAUGCUCUCUUUUGUAAGACUCUGUCAUUGCUUCUGAGUAUAAUGGUGGAUGUGUUGGGAAAGAACUCACAGCCAUCUGCUCCCAUUGAAGCAUCAGAUAUAGCUGAUAUCAUUGACUUCCUCCAUCAUGUCGUCCAUUAUGAGGGGCAAGGGGGACCCGUGCAGGCUAACAGCAAACCUAGAGCCGAAGUUUUGGCAAUCUGCGGAAGGGCAAUCGAGAAUCUCCGACCAGAUGUACAGCACCUUCUUUCCCAUCUAAAAACCGAUGUCAACUCUUCCAUCUAUGCUGCUACUCACCCAAAGCUGGUACAACAGAAUCCCAUGUUGCCGAUAUAAUUUGCUACAGAACUGCUGUCGAUUGUAAAUAGUGAUACAAGAAAAUGCCCCUCUUUUCCUUCUCGGUCUCCGCUGCUCUCAUCUGUUGCCCCUUGUGGACCUGCCUUUUUAACUCUCGUGUUGUAGUCUUGUAUAUUAUAGAACUGGCCAUUGCAUUUACCUGUUUUCCCAUGCAUCUUACUCGACUUUGUUUAGCCAACCUUACCUAGUGAGUGAGAUUAAGGCUUGAUGUGCCAUUUUGUCUUC
Molecule: messenger RNA, 5219 nt
Organism: Diospyros lotus (date-plum)
Lineage: Eukaryota; Viridiplantae; Streptophyta; Magnoliopsida; Ericales; Ebenaceae
Product: mediator of RNA polymerase II transcription subunit 23
Exons: 21
Coding region: 114-4973 (1619 amino acids)
Biological process (GO): regulation of transcription by RNA polymerase II; positive regulation of gene expression
Cellular component (GO): transcription regulator complex; mediator complex
Source: RefSeq, a predicted model, not a curated record